Messenger RNA from Mya arenaria, 5552 nucleotides. RefSeq names its product inhibitor of nuclear factor kappa-B kinase subunit alpha-like. Gene Ontology annotation, cellular component: cytoplasm; IkappaB kinase complex. Bases 236 to 2614 code for a protein of 792 amino acids. Gene Ontology annotation, biological process: positive regulation of transcription by RNA polymerase II; tumor necrosis factor-mediated signaling pathway; peptidyl-serine phosphorylation. Lineage: Eukaryota; Metazoa; Mollusca; Bivalvia; Myida; Myidae. The transcript is spliced from 20 exons. Gene Ontology annotation, molecular function: IkappaB kinase activity; ATP binding. The record is from RefSeq and is a predicted model, not a curated record.
AAAAAAACUCAUCGUAAGAUUAAGUUUAUUUAUCUUCCGGGAAGGAACCCCAAACUGUUUGUAUGAGUCAGACAUUUUAACAAAUUCCCCUUGGUUUAUUUUGUGACAUGUACAAAGAGGUAUUUCAGGUAUUGAAGUUACUGAAAACUGAAUACAAUUACAACAGGCAACAUUAAUUGUCUAAAAUAUGUCAGCGUGAGUGCCGAGUGAGGUUGAAUGCAAAUAGAUUAACACAAUGACAAAUGACGGGAGUCGCAGGAAAGGUCAGUGGACUGAGGAGAGGAAUAUUGGAUCAGGAGGUUUCGGGGCCGUCGCACUAUGGAAAAAUGUGCAAACUGGCGACUGUCUUGCCCUUAAAAAAUGUCGGCUUGCCAAUGAGAUGACGGAAAAGCACAAGAAACGUUGGCAAAUGGAAGUGAAGAUAAUGUCAAAACUCGACCAUGAAAAUGUGAUAGCAGGGCUGGAUGUUCCCAGCGAGUUAGAUGUGCGACCAAAUGAGCUACCUCUGUUGGCAAUGGAGUACUGCUCUGGUGGUGACUUGAGACGGAUACUAAACCAGCCAGAACAUUGCCUCGGCCUGAAAGAGUUUAGUAUUAGGUGUUUGACGAGGGACAUAUCAUCAGGACUCGAGUAUCUACAUGGGAACAGAAUCAUUCACCGUGACCUCAAACCAGAAAAUAUUGUACUGAAACCAGCAGAGGAAAGGGUUAUAUACAAAAUCAUAGAUCUUGGUUAUGCCAAAGAAUUGGACCAGGGCAGUGUGUGUACAUCAUUCGUAGGAACGCUGCAAUACUUGGCUCCAGAAUUGUUUGCCAGUCAGAAGUACACUUGCACAGUUGACUAUUGGUCGUUUGGGACAGUGGUGUUUGAGUGUAUUACUGGGUACAGACCCUUCCUGCCAGAUCUUCCGCCUGUACAGUGGCACAAGGAGAUCUGUAAGAAGUCCCCAGAUGACAUCUGUGCCAUUGUAGAUGACAAGGGAGAGGUCAAGUUCCACCGAACCAUUCCCUCCAAGUGCAAGCUCGCAAGAUCCAUGCAGGUGUACAUGGAGCAGUGGUUGAGGAUGAUGUUACGCUGGGACCCUAAGGCCCGAGGAGGAGGCCUUAACAAAGAGGGCCGCCCAGCUUGCUUCUCAAUACUUGACUCCAUCUUCAAUAUGAAGAUAAUCUACUUGCUCAACGUUGCCACCAAUGAGUUGGAGACAUAUCCCAUAGCUGACGCCCACAACAUGUCGGACCUUCAGAAACGUAUUGAACAAGAGACAAAUAUAUCUGUGGAGGAACAGGAUAUCGUCAUGGCCAACGGGAUGACACCUGACCCUGAUAAACCUGCAUCACAGUGCUAUCUUGAACCUUCAGAGCAGGACUGUUUUGUGUACCUGUUCCGUCAUGGGGGUGGGGACUUUCAGCCCGAGCAGUCCAUCAACAGACAGCUAAAGCAGGGCCUUCCCAAGUCCAUACAGACCAUUGUGAAGGACAUGAAAACCAUGCUGCCCUUUCAGGAGCAAAAAAGAACUUGGGCAGAGUCAGUUGUUUUCUGUGAUGAAGUUUUCCAGCUGUUUAAAAGAUUGGUUCUCAGUCAAAGAGCUAUUAUGUUAAGCUUGUUACGCAGUGAUUCACAGUUUGUCAGAAUGAAAAACAAAAUGAUUGCAGAGAAAGAGGUGUUAGCAACAAAAAUUAAAUAUUUCCAGGAAAGUCUGGAACAUGAUGUGAUGUUCUACAACGAGCAAGUGAAUAACGGUGGCGUCAGUUCUGAUCGAAUGUAUAGCAAAUGGAUGAGAAUGGCUCAAGAUGUGGACGAGUUUAAAAAGCUGGAACAGAGAGUAAAUGAUCUAGAAGCUCAUGCUGUGGCCUUACAGACAAGAAUUGUAGAACUUCAGAAGAGCCCCUUUGCCCGGACAAAACAGGAUGACACUCUUGAAGAAUUGGCAAAACAAGCAAAGAAAGUUUAUGAAGACUUCCGAAAGCAAGCCAGAGAGAAUCGUGAUGAGAUUCAUGACCACAAGCCGAUAGUGAACAUCAUUGUAAAGGCCGUGAUGUGGAGAGACAAGAAACUGCCAGACCUCUUCGCUCAUCUGGGGAAGAUAUGUGGCUGCAAAGCUGACUUGAAUACUAUGCUACCGCAGAUUGACAGCUGUGUUCAAGAGAUCACGAUCAACUCUAAGAAGAUCGUCGACUUCCAAAAACAGAGACAGACUGCUGUGUGGAGACUCGUGGAAAUAGCUGUACAACAGGGAAAAGGGAAUUCCCCCCUUGACAAUCAGGACAAUACCGACAUGGGAGACAUUCCAACCAUGUGUAGACAAGAUUUGUCCGGUAGUGGGAGAUCACCUGUGGGAAUACCACAGGGAAAUCCCUUUCCCGUUUUAAAUGCCUCUCCCAUGGGAACCCAAAUGGCUCCAAUGGGAAAUUUCAGCCAAUCGGGAAACUCAAGUAUGUUACAGUCACUGAUGAGCAGUACGUUGACAGACUCUGUACAGGCGCUAGAGGAAUCUAAAGUCACCAAUAAACAGAUGGAAACAGCACUUGGUGAAUUGUUUGAAGAACAGGAACAGUUUACUACAAAAUUGACCGAUAUUAACAAAACACUCCACGGCCGUGUUCCGAACAGCUAGUGUAUAAGGGCAGAGAGAUAUCUGUUGGAAAUUUUCAAAAACAUUUUUCUGUAAUGCAAUUCAGCAUAACAGACAUUAACACUAAAGUUUGAGAACAGCUAUUAAUGUAAGGCAGGGAAGUCUGUCUUAAAGUAUACUGAAUACUUUCUGUUUGAGCAGACAGUUACGUCCACAAAACCCAAAACAAAAAGACGGUGUUUAUAGAAAGCUGAUUUUGAGAUGGAUGUCAGGCUGUUCACCCUUGAAAUAGAACUGUAGAGUUCAUGCUUUGUGUGUUGAGCAAACAAAAUAGUGGUCUUAUAAAGCAUUAAUUGUAUGACGGGUUUCUGUCUUGAAAACUUCUCAAAAUUGUAUAUGAUAAGAUUGAGCCAAAAAUGGCAAAAAAACAACUCUCGAUUGCCAUUGGAAUGUCCCCAAUAGCUAGUGUUUUAGGACAGGGUGCUUUCCCUUGGAAUAUUUUCACUUCUAUUUUUAUGCAUCGAAAGGGCACCAUAUAGAAAUAGUCCCUUUGUCCAUCGGUCUGUCACCACGGUUUCCGAUCUAUAAUCUGUGACGAAGGGACCUCAAACAAGGUUUGCCAUGACCAUUAGAUGAAUCUUAUUGCUUUAUAGGUCAGUUGGUUAAAAGUCAACGUCGACGUGACAUUGAGUGAAAAUUUCGAUCAAAAAAUUUAUCAACGCUUGGGCCGAUGGACCUAACACUUCACAAUUUCUGUUUUAUGUUUUUUCCAAGGCAUUAAUAAAGCAACGAUAGUGUUGUUUCCAAACACCUAUUGCGUUUCGGUAGUGAAGUAUGUCUUGUCAUAGUAUGAGUCUCUUGGUAAGACAUCCAUAAUACCUUUCUAGGCAUUCUAGGCAUUCGUAUACUACCAAACACCUGCAUUUGCUUCAAAGGGGUCGCUCUAUACAUUGCAGUUAUAGCAGCCAUCGUUUGAUAAAUGUUUCAAUAUCUUUAUUAUUUCAGCAAUAACUGAUGUCAAUGAAAAAUGUUAUGAUCUUGAUUAAAGGGCAAUAAUUAAAUUAUCUAACCAAAUCAUGUAUUCGUAUUUAUAAUAUUUAUUACAUUUAAACAGACUUUCCGUGUCAUUUAAAGCAUUUUGUGAUAUAUUCAUGUUUUUUUUCUUUUGGUAACAACCAUAAGCUUUGUACAUGGCAUAACAUUGCAUUUAUUGUGAUACGCUUGUUAAACACAUCCCUUAUUUGAAGCCGUACACAUGGACGUGUUGGUAAAUGUGUCAUAUCGUAGUGCUUGUAAUUUUACUUAUAUUUGUAAAAUCCUACGGAGACAUUUCCAGUUGAUGUUAAAUUGAAGGUGUUCAGAAUUGAAAGUUGAAUUUGUUGCAAAAGUGCACCACAGUCCUUUUAGAAAUGUGUGCUUUCAGUUUCCGUUUGAACCUAUUGCUAUUUCUUUACAGCUGUGUUGAAUUGUCAGUCUUGAAUCAGAUUUGGACUCUUUUCAGGAUAACCAUCUUAAUAUUUUAUGACAGACGCAUUAGAGACUGUAUUCAGUGUUGAGGUUUGUGUACAAAGUUUAAUUGAUUUGUUUUAAUUAGUUAAUAUUAAGUGAGUUGAACAAAUGUAUAACUUCAUACCAAAUGCAAUUAUUAUUUUGGUGGAAGGGACAGACCCUUGAUUUAUUUUUUCUGUUUUUAAGUAUUCUUACAUAUCCUGAUGAAAUUAAUUUGAAAUGUAAUCUACUUACAUUCAAAACGUUUUCAAGACUGAUGUUUAAGAGUUUUCUGAAUACUGAAAGUUUUAUCAUUUUCAUAUUGACUGUGACUAAUGUUGAUCAAGUGAAUAAUUACAAAUAAUGUUUCCAAAAGAAUCCAGUCAUCUUUCAUUCUCUAAAUGACACAAAGGGUACGUGGUUUUAACAUCAGUAUGAACUUUAUGCACUUGCUAUAUUAAUAGAAUAUUGUUAUGUUAUUAGCUAAAUAUACUUUAAUUCUCAGCAUGAAUUUUUGAUGAAAAAUUCGUUGUACAUAAAUUUUUUGAAGAUUGUGUUUUAAGCCAGUGUGUAUGAUAGAAUAGAAUGUAUAAAAAAUUCGUAAAAAGUGUUUCACUCACAUUGUUUUUUAGCACUGUUGAUCAACAGUAGCGCUGUACAUUUGGUAUAAGUCUCUAAAAUACUUUACUGGUACGGCAAUCCAGUUGUUUUUAUGCUAUCAAAGACUGUACAACUGCCCUCUAUUUGCUAGUAUGCUAUAAAAUGUAAUACCGGUACAACUACCCUUCAUUUGUUAUUACUCUAUUAAAAGUAAUACCGGUACAACUACCCUCUAUUUGUUACUAUUCUAUAAAAUGUAAUACUGGUACAACUUUCCUUCAUUUGUUAUUACUCUAUUAAAUUUAAUACCGGUACAACUUCCCUUCAUUUGUUAUUACUCUAUAAAAUGUAAUACCGGUACAACUACCCUCUAUUUGUUACUAUUCUAUAAAAUGUAAUACCGGUACAACUACCCUCUAUUUGUUAUUACUCUAUAAAAUGUAAUACCGGUACAACUACCCUCUAUUUGUUAUUACUCUAUAAAAUGUAAUACCGGUACAACUACCCUCUAUUUGUUAUAAUGCUAUAAAAUGUAAUACCGGUACAACUGCCCUCUAUUUGUUAUAAUGCUAUAAAAUGUAAUACCGGUACAACUGGGCUCUAUUUGUUAUUAUUCUAUAAAAUGUGAUACCGGUACAACUGGCCUCUAUUUGUUAUUUUGCUUUAAAAGACUACACCGGCACUUCUGCUCUUCACUUAAAUGAAUGAAUAUGUAAAAAGACAAAAUCAGUACAACUGUUUUUCACUUUAAUGAUUGUAUGAAUACAACAAAUUGUUGGAUUUUAUUAAAACAAAUUUGAGCAUUGUUUUCAAGUUUGAGUUACCAUGUGUUUUUCACCAAUACUAAUAGUAUUUGUUAUAUUUAUAUGAAAUAAAGGAUGAUUAUCUUAAA